Molecule: messenger RNA, 3269 nt
Organism: Seminavis robusta
Lineage: Eukaryota; Bacillariophyta; Bacillariophyceae; Naviculales; Naviculaceae
Source: the annotation of a GenBank genome assembly
GAAUUUACUAGAGCAGGGAAUUAGUGGAGGUCCCACCCUUCCUUUCUCCUGCCUCCUGUUGCAUCCAAAGCUGCCGUCACUUCUUUGCCUCUCGCAUUCGGACAAUCGGCCCCGCAACACUAAUAGAUACUUCCGCUUCUCUCUCUCACGCUCAUCAUAAUAUUCUACAGCUAGCUAGCUAGUAUCUCCAGUUGUUGGAGCCAUUCCAUUCCAUUCCUUCCACAUUUACCUUUGCAGCUUCGUUUCGUUUCAAUUGAGCAAUGUUCCCUAAAAGCAACAGUCAGGCCAAGCUCUACGCCAACACUAGCAACAGCACCGAGGACGACGACAGCACACCACGCCUCCAAGAGCACAAGAUGAAAGAACUUUACAACGACAACAGCAACCAGGCCGAUUUGGAGAACGACAGUAUGUCGGACCACGGCGAAGACGACGAGUUGGACGAGACUGGGACACACGAAAACUUGCAGGAUGCGGCCGCACGAGAGACCCGCGAAAGCUUGGCCCGAGAAGAAACCCGCGCCGUCUCGUGUCUGCGCUGGGUCGUCUUGUUGGUCCUCUUGGCAACAGCCGCGUCCGUGUCGGUGAUUACCUUUUUCUACUCGAGACGCGUUGAAGAAGAACAAUUCCUGGCCGAGUUUGCGUCCGUGGCGGCCAUGACGUUGCGGUCGUUUGUGGAAGCGGUAGAGCACAAAAUGGGUGCCAUGGAUACCAUGGCCACGGGCAUUACCAGUUACGCGCUGGCGAGUGGAGAAACGUUUCCGAAUGUCACCGUACCCGAUUAUGAAAUCAAGGGAGCCUCCAUUCGCACUCAAACUGACAGUAUCUAUUCGUUUUGGUUGCCGCUCGUCACGGAUGAGACGCGAGCGGGCUAUGAAGCCUACUGCUGGCCUCGUCAACAACACUUUCUAAAGUCGUACAUGCAGGAAGAGGGAUUGAGACAGUACCAAGAUGCCAUGUUCAACAUUAGUCGACCCGAAACACGAUCCGCCGAAACCAAGGCAGAAGACGCCACGGCCAAAGAAGAACAGAGAAUGGAGCAGCAACAACAACAGCAGAAGCACGAUCACGGAGAUGGCUCCAAGCACACGCACGGAGACGACGGAUCUCGUCGUGACCUGCAUGUGGCGCCUCCUCCGAUUCACGAAACCCUGCAUGAACGAAUCUGGGGACUUACGCACUACGGCAAUGGCUCGUACGACGAGCCCGAAGGAUCUGGCCCCUUCCUCCCCACGUGGCAAUUUUCACCCGUCAUUCCCAUGCCGGGCCUGUACAAUUACAACUUUCUCGCCUACACGGACCUCGCUCCCGUCAUGCGACAAACAAUCUACACCGGUCGAGCCGGGCUCAGUUACCUGCAGACCAAUCACACCGGGUCCAAUACGGAGCGGCUCAUUCAAAUAUUCAUGACACUCAAUCAGUACCGGCAUACCGGAGAGGAUUACACGGCGAAGUUGGAUCCACUCACUCAAGUCACCUAUCCCGUCUUUGACACGUUCCAUCCGCAAACCAAAAAAGUCGCCGGGAUGCUGACGACCACCAUCUUUUGGCGUCUCCUCUUUGCCAAUAUUCUUCCCGCUUCUGUCAAUGGAGUGGUCUGUGUCCUCAGCAAUACGUUGGGCGAUGCCAUUACCUACCGCAUUGAUGGACGAAAUGCCACACUGCUCGGCGUCGGAGAUCUCCACGAUCCCAAGUACUCGCACAUGGGUGUCACCCGCGAUAUUGCCGAUUACAUGAGGGAACGAGCGACUCCCGAAUCUUCCUCCUACACGAUUGUUCCACUCGAUACUUCCUACACUUCUUACAGAAUCCAAGUCUAUCCUUCCCAGGCCCUGGAAGAUGCUUAUAUUACCGACGAACCCAUCCUCUACGCCACGGUCGUCGCCUGCGUCUUCUUUUUCACAUCGGCCGUAUUUCUCCUCUACGAUUGGCUCGUCGAACGUCGUCAGCGCAAGGUCAUGGACAAGGCCGUCAAAUCCACCGCCGUCGUCACAUCGCUCUUUCCUGCGGCGGUCCAUGAACGUCUCUUUGCCGAAGAUACCAAGUCCGAAGAAUUGAGCAAGGAAAUUAAUACGUGGAGAGCCGCCAGUGCCGAUAUGUCACUCAACGGUGGACAACCCACCGUCGCAGCGCUCAUGUCGUCCGUCACGAGCAGUAGGGGUCGUGGGGCGCCAACGGCGGAGCAGCUCGUGAUGCCUCCUCGUAACAAAAAGAGCAAACCCAUUGCCGACAAAUUCCCAGACACCACAGUUCUGUUUGCUGAUCUUGCUGGAUUCACCCAGUGGUCGUCGUCCCGCGAACCCGAACAUGUCUUUAUCCUUCUGGAGACUCUCUAUGGAGCCUUCGACAAGGUGGCGCUACGACGGGAAGUAUUCAAAGUGGAAACAAUCGGAGAUUGUUAUAUGGCUGUCACUGGCCUCCCCAACCCUCAGCCUGAUCAUGCCGUUCGCAUGGUAAAGUUUGCGCGAGAUUGUAUGAAUCGCAUGGUUCGUGCGCUGGAAGACCUACAAAUGCAGCUCGGUCCAGAUACGCGGGAUCUGGCAAUGAGAGUAGGAUUGCAUAGUGGCCCUGUCACAGCUGGCGUCCUCCGUGGAGAUAAGGGGCGGUUCCAACUGUUUGGUGACACAGUGAACACUGCCAGCCGCAUGGAGAGUAAUGGAGUGAAAGGCCGCAUUCAUUGUUCAGAAGCCACGGCAAAACUUCUCCCCGACCGAUGGCUCAAGGUUCGGCCGGAAAAGGUCGUUGCGAAGGGAAAAGGAGAAAUGACCACAUAUUUUGUGGACAUUGGUAAUGGAGCACGAUCCAGUGUAGCAAGUGAGCGCUUUAAUGUAGAAGACGGUCCCUUUAUCAACGGCGCACUAACACCCCAGGAUGGCGACCACACGGACAGGAACGACCUCACGGAAAGGAACAUGGAUGGAUCCAGCUACACGUUUGAUACUUCCAACCGAAGGAGCAGCCUGGAUUUCAAUAGCAAGAGGAUAAGUGGUGAUGGCAGCAGCGCUCCGCUGCCGAUAAUCAAUCAAGAAAGCGAUGAGAUUCUGCACGACUAUGGACAGGACUUGUCUGGUGACGAUGACAUCCUUGCGAAGAAAGGAGGCCACCAAAGAGAGCGCAGACUCUCUUUGACGGUCAAAACCAGCUCUGGACGAAAGUUAAAUGUUACCAAUGAGGUUGAAGUGUGAUGGGUCCAUUGUAGGGGGGACGAUUACUGCCGAUUCUAUGGCUUAUUACAUAAUUUUAAUUCUUUAGUUUGAUUUGGAUACAUG